UGGCCCUCACCUGGGGCAUCUCCAGCAUGGAAUUCCCGGAGGCCAGGACCGCGGUCCUGCAGCUGCUGCGGACGACGGCCCCGGCCGACCUUCCGGCACUGCUCCAGUGGAUGCGAACUACCAGGCUAAGACGAAUGGAGACGUUACUGAGACCACUCGAGAAAAUCGACAGUCAACGGGAUGAUGAUGAUGACGACGACGACGACAACUUUGGGUCUGACUUGGUGAUGCUCAGGACUUAAUCCUCACUCUGCACUUGGAGUAACUCCUGGUGGGGCUCAGAGGACCAUAUGGGAUGCCGGGGAUCACGGGAUUGAACUCAGGAGACUUUGAUGAUUUUACUCAAGAUAAUAAUGAUAUUAUGUUGAAAAGCAUAGCAGAAGACCUUCGAAAUUGCUUACCUCUAGAAACCAUGCUUUCUUCAGAACAUCUAGCACUACAAAAAAUACAACAGCAGCCAGAACCCACAGUUCACGUUGACGCAUUCCUUUAUGACGAAGACUUUAUUGAUUCAUUAUGUGAGGAAGGAAAAAUGAGCAGAAACUACUGUAAGAUGUGUGGUUCCCACCAGACAGCUCCUUUAGGAUUUAUUUCUCAUUCCUUCUCUCUCCUGGAAUUGAAGUUCAUUUAUCAUCAUGUACUCCCUGAUCUGUCAGGAAAGGUCUUGGUUGACGUUGGCUCCAGACUUGGCACAGUACUUUAUGGGGGUUAUUUUUAUAGCUCAGCACUGCAACUAUAUGGAGUAGAACUGAAUGGAGAGUUUUGCCAGUUGCAGGAAAUGAUCAUAAAAAAAUACCAGUUUGCUGACAGAAUAAAGGUGAUUCAUGCAGACAUCUGUACCCAGAGUUUACUUCUGCAAAAUGCAGAUGUUAUUAUAAUGAAUAAUGUCUUUGAAUAUUUUCUUGAUGAAGCAGAACAGGCCAGUGCCUGGGAAUACAUCAGCCAAAAUGUAAGAAAGAAAGGAUCGCUGUUGGUGACAGUACCAAGCCUUCAAGAUUCUUUGUCAGCUUUUCAGAUUAAUAUACCAUUGUCAUCCUGGGUUGAAGAGGUGCCUCUGAACUAUGAUGUAUUCCCUGACAAGGAUAUUGACAGGGAAGCUCUUGAACAAAUACAUUUAUAUAAGAUUCUCUAGAAUGAAAAUUAUCCUACCUCAGUGUGAUUGUUUUGUUGAGUGUGUUACAAAUAACAAAAAAGAAACAUAGUCCUAAAUACCUUAAUGUAUUUUUUCUGUAUAUUCCUAUAUAGUUUUUGUAAAAUACUCACAUUUUAUAGUUAUAUAUGUUAUGUAUGUAUAGAAUUUCAUUUGCCUUAUGUGACAAUUUAAUUAAAAUCUUUAUCUGAGAA
Messenger RNA from Sorex araneus (European shrew), 1344 nucleotides. RefSeq lists its product as uncharacterized. Bases 296 to 1132 code for a protein of 278 amino acids. The transcript is spliced from 9 exons. Lineage: Eukaryota; Metazoa; Chordata; Mammalia; Eulipotyphla; Soricidae. The record is from RefSeq and is a predicted model, not a curated record. Gene Ontology annotation, molecular function: S-adenosylmethionine-dependent methyltransferase activity.